This is a messenger RNA of Labrus mixtus (cuckoo wrasse), 5771 nucleotides long. RefSeq names its product sp2 transcription factor (gene sp2). The record is from RefSeq and is a predicted model, not a curated record. Gene Ontology annotation, biological process: regulation of transcription by RNA polymerase II. Bases 102 to 1934 code for a protein of 610 amino acids. The transcript is spliced from 8 exons. Gene Ontology annotation, molecular function: DNA-binding transcription factor activity, RNA polymerase II-specific; RNA polymerase II cis-regulatory region sequence-specific DNA binding. NCBI's taxonomy places the organism in Eukaryota, Metazoa, Chordata, Actinopteri, Labriformes, Labridae.
UGCCGUCACUCAACGUUCCAUUGUCCGUGGAUUGGUGCAGCAGUGCGGGCGGAUUCCUCCCUGGGCUCGGUCUUCAAGGGUCGCGGAGAGCGAAUGUCGUCAUGAGCGAACAACAGGACAGUAUGGCCACCACUGUUGCUGUCAGUCCCAGUGAAUACCUUCAGCCCUCCACUGCUUCCACACAAGACACCCAGCCCUCUCCUCUGGCCCUCCUGGCUGCCACCUGUAGUAAAAUAGGCCCUCCUGCUGCUCAGGCUCCUGUCACUUCUCCUCCACCGCAGCCACAGCCUCGCAGGCUCCUCCCCAUAAAGCCAGCUCCAAUCGCCCCUGCUCCACCCAAAAACCUGGGGUUCCUGUCAGCGAAGGGCAAUGUGAUCCAGUUACCUGCUGGCCUGGGCUCCCAGGCCUCUGGUAGUCCCAUCGUACUCACUAUCCAGCAGAGCCCGGCCCGCAACAACACCACCUCCUCCGCUAACAUCCAGUACCAGAUGAUGCCACAGAUCCAGGGUGCCCAGACUAUCCAGGUGAUGCAACAGGGAGGACAAAUCCAGCUCAUACCAGGCACCAACCAGGCCAUCAUAACAACCCCAAUGACUGUUCAAGCUCCCAAUGCUGCCACCGCUCCGGUCACCCCACAGAAGACUGUAGCCAUCAAGCCCUCCCCCAAGCUGCGCAAGCCAAACAACUCUACGACAAACAUGGUUCAGCUGCCGAGCGGGCUCACGCUGCCACUUAAUGUAGCGACAGGUGAGAUGGGAGGGACUCAAAUCAUCACAGAGACAGCAGCUGCUCUACCGACUCCAGGAAAAGGGCGAAGAGGGAGAAAGAAGAAAGUGAUUCUAGCUGCUCAGCCUCCUCCUCUCCCCCCUGCACAGGCUGCCUCCCCUCCCCCCGAGCAGAUGGAGACCAUCCUGAUAGAAGCUGGAGACAACAUCAUACAGGCAGGUAACAACCUCCUGAUUGUGCAGAGUCCUGGACAGCCAGCUAUGGUGCAGCAGGUCCAGCUGGUCCAGUCCAAACCAGAGUCUCAGGUGGUCCAGAUACCCCAGCAGGCCUUGAAGGUGGUGCAAGCUGCGUCUGCCACCUUGCCACAGGUCCCACAGAGACAGUCAGUCCCCACAAGCCUGCAGGUCACUCCAACAGAACCAUCACCGACACAGUUCCUCUUCAAAACAGCGUCAGGUGAGUGGCAGUCUGUUCAGCUCCAGGACUCCAUCUCCACAACAACGUCACCCACCACUCCGGUCACUCCCACCAACACCACCAUCUCUCCACCAACUACCGCCAAGAGGACACUGGCAGGGGGACGGAAGGAACGGACUUUGGCAAAAAUUGCACCAGCGGGGGGGAUGAUAUCGCUCAAUGCAUCCCCGCUAUCCUCAGCAGCUCAGGCGGUGCAGACAAUUAGCAUCAACGGGGUCCAAGUUCAGGGGGUUCCUGUAACCAUCACAAAUGCAGGGGGCCAGCAGCACCUCACUGUGCAGACAAUGCAGGGCGGAGGACUCCAGCUGGCAACAACGCAGGGCCAGCAGGCCAUCCAGGUAGACCAGACCCUCACCUUGGAGCUGCCUAGCCAGCCAGGAGAGAAAAAACGGCGGAUGGCUUGCACCUGUCCCAACUGUAAAGAUGCAGACAAGAGGCCAGGAGAGAUUGGGAAGAGGAAGCACAUCUGCCACGUUCCUGGCUGUGAGAAAACGUUUAGGAAAACAUCGCUGCUCAGAGCUCAUGUCCGGCUACACACCGGUGAAAGACCCUUCGUCUGCAACUGGGUUUUCUGUGGGAAACGUUUCACACGCAGUGACGAGCUGCAGCGGCAUGCCAGGACACACACAGGAGACAAGCGCUUUGAAUGCAGCCAGUGUCAAAAACGCUUCAUGAGGAGUGACCACCUGACGAAGCAUUACAAGACUCACAUAAACACAAAAAACCUGUGAGCUGCCUGUUUAUGGAGUGUAUACUCAGACAAACUCUCUAAAACUGAAGACUGAAUAAGAGGAAGUAUAGACAGAGGAGAUGAUAACAAGGGAGUGUCUGUGACUUAUCCCAUUAUGGGAAAUAACUCUCAAAAAAAGUCCCUUAUAUCCCCUCUCACUCCACUAGGACACUGUGUAGCGUCGUGUACAAAAAUAUCCUCUCUGGUGGACUUAAAAAUCAUUCAGUAAAUUAAUAAAUAAUAGUUUAUCCUGUUGUUUAUUACCCUGGUCUGAGCGGUAACCAGAAUCAGCUCCAACUGAACCAGUCAGAUGACAAGAUGACCAGGCUUCAGACUGGAGGCUCAGCUCUGCUUGCUUAUUUAUUCUCUGAAGGAACAGUGACACAUUUAUCCAGAUAUCAACAACGGGACCGCAGGACUCCAGUCAGUCAAAAGUAUUAUUUUUUUGUUUGUUUCUUUCCCCAAAUGCUGCUUGGUUUUUUAUUUGUUUGUUGUGAACAUUGGGAGCUCUAACAAAUUGGCUCACCAAAAAAAAGAGAAAAAAUGAUCGCCAAGUUUUGUAUUUAAACUUAUAUUUAAAGGAAAUCUGUUUUAAGAAAUCACUGCUAACUCAAAAUUUGACUUCCCCCAAUAAUUUGUUACAUUACAUAAAAACACACCAUACAAAAUAUAAUGAAUAAACUUAGACGUAUUUUGAAUACAGUUGUUACACAUUGAUUUAUGUAGUAGGCAUGUAGAAAAUCUUUACCAAAAAAAAGGAAAUGAGAAUCACAGUUAAUAGCAGCGGGCUAUAAGUCUUGCUGCAGAGAUACAGAGAAUGUAAAAAAUUAUAUUGUCAUUUUAUCCCUUGCUCGAUUACUCUAAGGGUACUGAUAAGGCUGGUCUGAGCUCCUCCAGCGGAUCGACCCAAGAUUUGAAAUGCAGCCAAGACCUCAAAGCAAAACAGCAGCACUUCAGGCUGGGCUUGGGCAUGAAAGAGGUUUAAUGUUCAGUUCAGGAACUGAAAACCCUGUGCCUUAGAAGUUGUCAUUUCAAUUUUAAAUCAACUUCUACUCAAGUGGCUGAAAUUUGAUAGGUACAAUUAAAUCUUUGAGAACACACGGAUUCCAGCCUUGAAGUUAACACCACUAAGCUAAAUGCAAAAAGAUGAAAGAAUGUACACAUUUCAAUUGGAGUUUUCUUUGAAAUAGGACUUGCUUAAACUGAGAGAAGAAAAACCUUUGAUAGAUAACACCAAAUCAAGGGUACAAUUUUUAAACCUUACUCGGGUUAAAGUUAUGGUCUUAAGUUGGUUAAUUGCAGUUAAGAGCACAGACUGCACUAAUAAGACUUGUUUUUCAAUAUUAAGAACCUUCUGAAAGGCCAUUACUGAGGAUUUCAAAGAAGCCUAAAUCGACCAUAUAAUGGUUUAUAAAAUACUUAAGCAGACAUGUUAAAUUGAAAAUAAAGAGGAUCCAGGAUUGAUCCCUGUGGAACACCAGACCCUAACACAUUUUGUAAUUGAGAUAGUAUUUUUGUGAUGAUCAGUAAUCAGAGGCAUACAUUGCAAGCAUGUAAUUGUAAAAUUAUAGAGGACCCAGGACUGAACUUUAAAAACCCAACUUUCGACUCCAUCAAAUUCUUUUCUCUAGUUUUCUGUGAAGCAGAUUUUUAUGGUCAAGCCGUUACAGGGUGUCACCUCUAAAUACAAAGUUGCAUCUCAGAUGAAAGAUGUUUUGUAAUACCUUAUUCAAUUUCUUCAAAAAUGUUUGUUAUAAGCUCUAAGGGAACACUCUUUUUGUAACUUUCAGUACUUUAAAAUAAUAAUUAAAAAGGUAAAAUAUGGAUUUUACAAACAUUUCUGUUAUCGAUGAUGGCAGAUUCUUAAAGUUAGGACCCUGUGAAAAUAAAACAGCAUGGGAUAGUUAACCCUAACCCAUCUUCACAAUGUACAACAGUGGUUCCCAACCAUUUUUCCUUGGAGCCACCCCCUUGUAUCCCAGAAAAUCUUAGUCCCCCCAGGACCCAUAUGAUGAAAAGUGAUACAUUCAUUAGAUUCUUUACCUUAAUAAUAGUCUUUUUUUCUAAUAUAAGCUUGAUGUUCUUUUAACAUCCCAACAGAAUAUGUGUUCAUAAAUACCUAUUCAUAUCUAUCCAGUUGGUGUGUUUUCAUGAUUUUGGUUAACAUGUGCAAAUCAAAUUUUGACAACCUCAGGGAAGACAAAGCCUUGUGCCCCCAAGUCCAAAACGUUCUAAUAGUCUGAAGAUUGGGCUCAAUAUGGUCUAUAGGUGCUAAGAGUUUAAUCAAGUGAAAAAUUAGUGAUAAUGAACCCAGUCACACCUUUCAACCAGGUUGUUACACACAGUAGCUGGUUAUCCAUCUUGGUUGCCACAACAGGUACGCUCCUAAGGUCUGUGUAUGGUUAUGAUACUGAGUGGUACUAAAAUGUGUCCUCAGCACUAUUUGUUGAAACUGUCAAGUACUUAAAGUUGGCAUUCAAUUUUUGACCAGAUUCACUUCACUGUUUAAUUGUUCUUUUAUCACAACGCUCUAGAUUUUGAAGUUUUGUGGUUUUCAGCAUUUGUUUCAAGUUAAAUUCUUGAAUUACUGCACAUGUUUUAAUCUAACUUAAAAACUCUCUCUUCAGUUAACCAAAAGUAUUUUUCUUUUUCAAUUUAAAGGUUUGACUUUUUAUGAUGAGACUAUUUUCCAAAAAGAUUUUUAUACUUUUCAAAAUGAGGUGUCAAAAAAAGGAAUAAAUUGGUAACAGUACCAAUUUUACAAUUUUACCCAGCCCUACUUACACCUUGUGUACUUAUAAAUAUGACCCACUUAUUUCCUGGGUAACUCUGUCAUUCUGCUUUUGCUAAGGGUAUGAUUUUGAUUGAAAAUUUGUAGCCUUUGCAUUGCUGUACAUAUGAUCAGAUUUUCAAUGGCCCGACCUGACAAUCACAACCCAAAAUGAAAAAAAACCCACAUCUUUCUCAGGCCUUUGGUCAGUUUCUUUGUACAUUAUUAUUCCAGCUAUGUGAUAGCUUUAAUUCUGAUUUAAAACUUGAAAUUUUUAAUAUACAUUCAGGCAAGCAUUGGGCCUACUGUACAGUAUUCAAGUUACGUAAAUAUCCUUUGCUUAACAGAAUACAAUUAGUUGAUUAUAUUGUUUUUCUACAAUUUGGAUUUUCCUGAACUUUUCCAAGUCUUUAAAAAACUGUCUUUGUCUUGGAUUUCGUUUAAUUUAAAGAAAUACACCAACUCAUUUACAAAUAAGCUUUUUUGGUGCCAUCAAACAGCAGGUAGCUGUGUUGUGUUUUCACUGGGGAAGUUUUGAUACAGUGAUAAACACAUUUGACGGAUGGUUCCACCUUGCCUAAGGGCUUUUUUUUUUCUCUUCACAACUGAGAAAUUCAACCAAUAAGUCCACAUUUGAUUUGGAAGUACUUUGAAGGUGAAAGUGUUACACAGGGGAGACAAAUAAUCUUAGGUGGCCAAUAUUUGGUGUAUUAUUAUUCAAGAAUGUGUCUGAGGACAUGUAAUGCCAUUGGGAUUGAUGGACAGAACCUGCCCAUAUUUAUGUUCGUCAUUCAUGUUUAAAUCUGUAAAUACAGCGUGUGUCUGGUAGACACGAUAAAUGUAGAAUAUUUGUGAACAAAAGUUAAGCUGCCUAUAGUUGUGGUUGGCGUGGCCAGCCAUGAAGGAAAUGGAUUUUGUACAGUGUGUAAGGAAUAAAAUAUAAUGUGACAUUGUAUAGCUUCAUUCCUGCUUUGUGUAAGACUUCUAGAUCUUUCUUUCUAUUGAAUUAAAGAUGACUCAGACAGAUGCACCAAGUAUUAAAGGUUUUUAUUUUCUAACUCCUGGCAA